AUGUCGCAUACCGGUACAUUUCGAGGAACGCCCAAUAAGACCAUCGGCAGAGGAAGGCUGCCCGACUUCGACGGUUCCAACGCUUCCCACAUCCCCCGGCCCCGAUCCGACCGCCCUGAACCUACCUCUUCCCACCCCCCAUCCAGCGACGUUGGCAGCGGUACCGGCACCAUGAGCGCCGCCAGUAGUAGACAGCGACAAACCCAGUCGAAGCGUGAUGAGGCAAUCCGUCUCAAGAUGGAGGCCAAUCUCAACAAGAAGAGGCAAAACCCGACCAAGGCCACCCGGUCUCGCAAAGCCCCACCGGGCACUGUCCUGGCCCUGAAGCCCAGCCAGGCCCUCCAGAUCAAGCCUUCCCUCAGCAUUUCGGAGGCGGCUCAGUUGAUGGCCGCCAAGCGCGAAGACUGCGUUUUGGUCACCGACGAUGAUGAGCGCAUUGCUGGUAUCUUUACGGCGAAAGAUUUGGCUUUCCGUGUGAUCGGAAUGGGCUUGAAGGCCCGUGAGGUCCUGGUCUCCGAGAUCAUGACCAAGAACCCCUUAUGUGCACGAACAGACACCAGCGCAACAGACGCGCUCGACCUGAUGGUUCGGAAGGGCUUCAGACAUUUGCCUGUCAUGGAUGAGAACCAGGAUAUUUCUGGUGUUUUGGAUAUCACAAAGUGUUUCUACGAUGCGAUGGAGAAGUUGGAGCGCGCCUACAGCUCAUCGCGGAAGCUCUACGAUGCUUUGGAGGGUGUUCAGACGGAGCUUGGCUCUAGCCAACCCCAGCAGGUGAUCCAGUAUGUCGAGGCUUUGCGGUCGAAAAUGUCUGGCCCGACCCUUGAGUCCGUGCUGGAUGGCAUGCCGCCUGUGACUGUCUCGGUCCGAACUACUGUGAAGGAUGCUGCAGCUCUGAUGAAGGAGCACCACACCACUGCUUUGCUCGUGCAGGACCAGGGCUCCAUCACCGGCAUUUUCACCAGCAAGGAUGUUGUCUUGCGUGUCAUUGCUCCUGGCCUUGACCCUGCCACUUGCAGCGUCGUCCGUGUCAUGACCCCCCACCCUGACUUUGCUCCCUCCGAUAUGAGCAUCCAGGCUGCGCUCCGUAAGAUGCAUGAUGGCCACUAUCUUAAUCUCCCCGUCAUGAACGAGGGCGGUGAAAUUGUCGGCAUGGUGGAUGUUUUAAAGCUUACCUAUGCUACUCUUGAACAGAUCAACACCAUGCAGACUCAGGAUGACGAGGGCCCUGCAUGGAACAAGUUCUGGCUUUCAAUGGACCAUGAAUCUGACUCCAUGGUCUCGGGCAGCCAGAGCCAACAGCCACAUACUCCCCACCGCUCUGUCAUGAGUCCGGACAUGGCUCGCUCAGGCUACGAUAACAGCGUCCUUCCUAACGAUUCCGCAUCACACAAUGGCGCAGAGGAGCACUCAGAAGUUGCAUCUCAACAUCACCAUCAGCAAGCCGAGGACGUUCCAUUCCCUUUCAAGUUCAAGGCUCCCAGCGGUCGUGUGCACCGAGUGAACGUGUUGACCUCUGCUGGUGUCGAGGACCUUGUCAAGCAGGUAACAGCCAAACUGGGUAGCGAGAUCGAGGCUGUUGGUGGUGAAGCGGUUGUUGAAGAAGGCCGCCUCAGCAACACUGGCUAUGCUCUCAGCUAUAUGGACAAUGAGGGUGAUACUGUCUCGAUCACCACCGACCAGGACAUGUUGGAUGCCAUCAACCUUUCUCGUGCGACUCGUCGUGAUAAGGUGGAUCUUUUUGUUCAUGACCCGUCUCAACCACCCAUUCCUGCCACUGUUGAGCCCCAGCCCGUUAAAGCUGCCACCCCUAUCAUUGAAGAGCAGGCUAGUGUUGCGGAUUCCGCUACCACUGAAGAGCCCAUUGUGAAACCCCGGCAGCAACAAUUCCCUUCGCAUGGACACGGCCCCGAAGACCAGCUCAUUGCUGGUGUUCCCAAUGACCUACUCCUUCCUGGAGCCAUUGUGACCUUGGCCGCGGUUAUUGCGGGUGUGUUCAUCCUCAGCCGGCCCAGCGGUCGCUAA
Penicillium longicatenatum is the source of this 2022-nucleotide messenger RNA. RefSeq names its product CBS and PB1 domain protein. The record is from RefSeq and is a predicted model, not a curated record. Lineage: Eukaryota; Fungi; Ascomycota; Eurotiomycetes; Eurotiales; Aspergillaceae. Gene Ontology annotation, molecular function: protein binding. The transcript has 3 exons. The coding region runs from base 1 to 2022 and encodes 673 amino acids.